Dioszegia hungarica is the source of this 786-nucleotide messenger RNA. RefSeq lists its product as uncharacterized. The transcript has 9 exons. Bases 1 to 786 code for a protein of 261 amino acids. Gene Ontology annotation, molecular function: oxidoreductase activity. The record is from RefSeq and is a predicted model, not a curated record. NCBI's taxonomy places the organism in Eukaryota, Fungi, Basidiomycota, Tremellomycetes, Tremellales, Bulleribasidiaceae.
AUGUCUGAUUUGACACCUACCGCGACAUUCAACUAUCUUGCCCCCUUGAACGAGCUCAAACCUCCGGGAACUCCCUAUCGCCUCAACGACAUCCGCGACAAGGAGUCCAACAUCGGGUUGGACGUCUCGGGCUGGGAUGCUCUGAAUGAAGUCCCGACUGUCUUCCAGAACUGGGAAGACGACGGGGCUAUCCGUGACGAGUACUACGCCGAUAUCAUCAGACUUCUGAAGGACAGAUUGGGAGCCACUCGUGUCACGAUCUUCGACCAUACCGUCCGGCGAAGGGUGAAGGAGACCGAGCACAUCCCGGACCAGCCUGGCAAUCGUCAACCAGUAUACCGAGUGCACGUGGACCAGACGCCUACUUCUGGCCGAGACCGGAUCUACAGACACGAUCCAGCUGACGCUGAUCGCCUGCUCGGGACCCGCACUCAGAUCAUCAAUGUCUGGCGCCCCCUUCGUGGUCCCGUCCUUGACGCUCCUCUCGGUCUCUGCCAUCGGCAGAGCAUGGCGGAUAGCGACUUCGUCGAGUCCGAGCUCAGGUACCCGGAUCGACUCGGAUCCACCUACCUGAUCCACCAUAACCCUGAACAUCAGUGGUACUAUCUCACCAAGAUGCAGCCGGAUGAAGCGCUGUUGAUCAAGUGCUACGACAACAAGCUGCCAAAGAUGAUUGCAGCUCACACGGGGUUCUCGCUCGAGGUGCCAAGAGACGUCCAAUAUGAGCCGCGUCAGAGUAUUGAGGUCAGGUGCAUCGUAUACUACGAGGAUCAGCCGUUGAUCUGA